Meyerozyma guilliermondii ATCC 6260 is the source of this 1410-nucleotide messenger RNA. RefSeq names its product Afp99p (gene AFP99). Gene Ontology annotation, molecular function: metal ion binding; agmatinase activity. NCBI's taxonomy places the organism in Eukaryota, Fungi, Ascomycota, Pichiomycetes, Serinales, Debaryomycetaceae. The record is from RefSeq and is a predicted model, not a curated record. The coding region runs from base 1 to 1410 and encodes 469 amino acids. The transcript has a single exon.
AUGCGCCCCCUCUCCACAUUCAACAUGAAGUGGUAUUUUUUGGCUUCAAUGGCAGCAGCUGCUGCUGUAGAUAAUUUUGCCUGGGGCGAAGCAAUGGUAAUUAAUGACGACUCGGCGUCACCACAAAAUUCGGGUUCGUUUCUUGAUUCGGUAUAUGGACCGUUAGUAGCGGCUGGUCUGCAGCAGCGAUUGACCCCCAAAAACAACGAGCCAGAAGCGAUAGAGGCUCAAUUGCUCGCACAGUUACAGGAAGUGACCGAUUUUGCCUCUUUGGAAGUUUUGAUGUCGCAAAUGAAGAAAAAAAGUCGGACUAAUCCAGAACAGAUUCACGAAGACAGGUUCUAUGAGAAGAGCCAUGAAGCUUACCUCAAGUACCAAACGAAAUUGAACCUUCCCGACGACGAUGAAGUUUCGGACAUUGUUGAUGGGCGCAAUUUGUUCGGUGGAAUCGUCACUUUUGGUGGGUUUCCUCACUUUAACUGCUUUGACGAUAAGCAUCUUGAUAAGAAAAUUGAUGUGGCAAUUGUGGGCGCUCCCUUUGACACAGGAGUCCUGUUUCGUCCCGGAGCUCGGUUCGGACCCGAUGCUAUACGGCUGGCAGGCAAGCGGCUCGGAGGACUUACGCCGGAACGUAAACCGACCACGAAAAAUCCAUACGAUCUUCGCACCCACAACGUCAGUAUUGUUGACUGUGGAGAUGUGCCUAUGACUCCUUUUGACAACCGAAUUGCCUUGAAUCAGUUGUACCGUGGCGAGCGAAAGAUCCAUAAGCACGAUUCGUCGCUGGGACCCAAAAUAAUCACCAUGGGCGGAGACCAUACCAUCACUCUCAUGGCACUUCGGUCAGCAUACGAAAAGUACGGAAAGGUUAGCGUUUUGCACUUUGACUCGCACAUCGAUACGUGGGACCCCAAAGUGUUGGGAGGCGGAAUCACCCAUUAUAUGGCACUUAACCAUGGAACUUUUCUUCACUAUGCUGCGGAACAAGGCUACUUGAACGAAGGUCAAUGUCUCCACGUAGGCUUGCGGGCACCAUAUAUUGAUGCCAAAUACGACCACGAGCACGAUGCCGCUUGUGGGUUCCACUCAAUUACCGCCAGGGACAUCGAUUCUAUGGGAAUACAUGGUAUCGUCAACAAGAUUAAAUCCACCGUUAAAGACACUCCGGUUUAUAUUUCUGUGGAUAUCGAUGUUCUCGACCCAGCAAAUGCUCCUGGUACAGGAACCAUGGAGAUCGGCGGGUGGACGGGCCGGGAGCUUUUGAGUGUUCUAGAUGGACUCAAAGGUAUCAAUUUGGUGGGGGCUGAUGUGGUGGAGGUGAGUCCUCCAUACGACAGUAAUAGCGAUAUUACUAGUUUGGCUGCUACCGCUGUUAUCGACUCUUACUUGUGGCUUUUGGUAGAUAAUUAG